UAGUGGAUUGAGAUUAUUUACGGUAUAAAAGAGUUGACAAUUAUGAGAAUCAUUCACAAAUGCUCGGAAUUUCGAGUGGAAAGCUUUAAAAAUAGAAAAUUAAAAGAAAAAAAGGAGACUACAAUGUUCAACAGAAUCCUCCUUUUUAAGGCACUAUGUAUAUCGUUAUGUUUAGCAUCGUCCUUGAGCUCCAGCGAGGAGGCUAGAGAAUUUAUAGAACAUGUGCUUAGGGUACCUAAUCCAGAAAAAGUACUAAACUCAGUGCACAGUAGACUGCAACGGAACCGUCCACAAAAUUUCGAGACCGAAAAGCUCAUCACGGACCCUGAGGACUGUGAUGAACCGACAGAGGUUCUACCAGAAUACACGGAAUCACUUGAAGAGUCGAGGGAACGGGAAUCGAGACAACUAUCUGUUCAGAAGCACUAUCCCAUCUGCCAUUUACAAAGAACGAUUCGUAAGCUGAACACAAUUGACUAUGAGUACAGACCUGCCUAUUACGAAGAGAUCAGAUGCAGUUCCAUGAUUGCUGAUGAUUUAGGUACUUACAGUGAGAUAUGCACAAGUCUUGGAUUUUCAUGCAUUCAAUGGAAUAAAACUAUACAUUUGACUAGAAGACGUUAUAACAGUGACUGCUGGGAAACUAAGACUAUGGUGAUACCGGCUGGCUGUGAAUGCAUGUGGCCUCAUCACAAACUCGGAGACAUGACGUUACAUCUAUAGAAGCUCAAAGUCAGUUCACCCGCACCCGCCUACCUUAAUGAUAUGCCGUGCUUGUAAAUAAUGAAUAUUGUUAAUAAAUUUAAUGUCCUUGACCAUUAUGGAUUUU
Messenger RNA from Diatraea saccharalis (sugarcane borer), 829 nucleotides. The record is from the annotation of a GenBank genome assembly. Lineage: Eukaryota; Metazoa; Arthropoda; Insecta; Lepidoptera; Crambidae.